AUGUCAGCUUCCCAGAUGGCACAACUCAACGAACAAUUUGCCAUUCUACAAGCUAAUUUGGCGGAGUUUGAUGGUCUCAUUAAGGAUGUCUCGGUGCAAUAUCAAUCACUCCAGGACCUAGCGAUCAUGCAUGGAUCGAUGUUUAUGGCCAGCCAGACUGUGUUUGGGAACAAUUACAACAUGGAAGAGGAACGGCCAUGA
This is a messenger RNA of Australozyma saopauloensis, 201 nucleotides long. RefSeq names its product Hsk3p (gene HSK3). Gene Ontology annotation, cellular component: DASH complex. Gene Ontology annotation, molecular function: microtubule plus-end binding. The record is from RefSeq and is a predicted model, not a curated record. The transcript has a single exon. Lineage: Eukaryota; Fungi; Ascomycota; Pichiomycetes; Serinales; Metschnikowiaceae. Gene Ontology annotation, biological process: attachment of spindle microtubules to kinetochore. Bases 1 to 201 code for a protein of 66 amino acids.